GCAGCUGGCAGGGCGCGCGCUGGAUGUCAUCAUUACCAUCAGCACCGAGUCAUUUCAAUCGCCUGUUACAGAACGGGGAGAAUUAUUCGUCGUUUUUUUUUAAAUUAGCAAUGCGUGUACGUGUAGGAAAGUGAGUAUAAGGCCGCUGACUUUUGAUAAGGAGUGCCUUUCGUCAAGGGUCCGUUAUGUGGCCGAGUCGCCUUUCGUUUUUGGUUUGAAUCUGCCGUACCCCGCCUCCGUGAGGACACCAAGAGGGCAGCCGCGUUGCUCGGACCCGAGACCGACAGACACACCGAGGACAGGGCGUGCCUCACCUACUGAGAGCCCGCGAGGCAGUGACACAGACACAGACGUGGGCAAACAGCGAGAGAGACAGACAGGAUGGGGAGGAAGAAGAUCCAGAUCUCUCGAAUAGUGGACCAGAGGAACCGACAGGUGACGUUCACCAAGCGCAAGUUCGGGCUGAUGAAGAAGGCCUACGAGCUGAGCGUCCUGUGCGAUUGCGAGAUUGCGCUCAUCAUCUUCAACAGCACCAACCGGCUCUUCCAGUACGCCAGCACGGACAUGGACAAGGUCCUGCUGAAGUACACGGAGUACAGCGAGCCCCACGAGAGCCGGACCAACGCUGACAUCCUGGAGACGCUGAGGAGGAAGGGCUUAGGACUGGACGGCUCCGAGCUGGAGAGUGAAGAGGUGAUGAGUGCAGUGGCCACGGAGAAGUACCAGCAGCUGAAUGAAGGAAUGGAUCUCUCCAUCACCCGACAGCGCUACUAUGCUCCGCCUCUCCUGCCCUCCGAAGCCCAGUACCUGGUGUCAGGCGCCUGCGAGAACGGAUUCUCUCCGGGCAAUCCCGCCAGCUCCGGCCUCGGCUCCCACAGACCCCCGCCUUCCAAACCCCCCGGGCCGAAACCUGGGAUCGCGGGCGGCUGGGGCUCUCAUUCCCAGCCUCCUCUCAUGCCUCCUCAUGCAGGCAUCGGCUAUUCGAUGUUCAGUCACGGCCACCUGAGCAGGACCCUGGCGAAGACCCCGCCCCCUCUGAACCUGGGUUCCGACGGCAGGAGGAUGGAGGGGCACCCGGGUCUGACUGGCACCCGCAGUCUGGGCACUGCGAGGGUGCUGUACCCGGGGGUGCCAGCUGGGAACCACGUAGUGACCAUGGGGAAGACCGGCUUGCUGGGGCACAGUCUGGGAGGUUACGGCCUGUCCUCGGCGGGGCCGCCCGAGUACCCUCACCCGGGCUUCUCCCACUCUGUGACCCUGCAGCGCGGCGCCAUCAGCCCCUGGCAGCAGGAGCCACACCACGUGGCACACAGCAGCCUAGGCAUGUCCAGCAGUGGGUGUUCCUUCUCUGCACACACCUCGGCACCAACACCUCCCCCUCACCCAUCCCUCAACCUCAGCAUCAAAUCGGAGAGAGUCUCCCCCGUUCACACCUGCUCCUCGGCCACGCCUCCACUGCAGCACGUGGCCCAGCACUCACCAAUCAGCAACCCCGAUUCCACAGGCCAUGCCCCCCAGGAUCCCUAUGCGACCAAUGAGAGGGAGGACUACCAAAAAGGAGGUUAUAUCUCCCCACAGGUGCUCUGCAGGGCCCAUCCUGAGGACAAACAGGGGCCACCCAGCAGGCGAUCAGAAAUAGCUGAGAAUUGGCAGAGAUAGCUGGCAGGCAGAGCCUGUGUCCCUAGAAAAACAGGUUAAUCACAGAGAUCCGAACAGUGGUACAGUGGAUUAACGCCCAUGUGCUAUAAGAGUGUGAUCCUGUGGUGUUCUGUGACACAGUGUGGAAACCUGUGUUGUGUCUCUUAAUACAGCGGCAGUCUGUGUAAACAGGCAGGACCAGAAAGAUGUCAUAAGGCUGUUUUCCCUUCUGAGCUGCCUUAGAAAGACAGUUGUCACCCAGGUCUGUGCGGAGUGAGCAGAACACCAGCGUCUUAAUGACCUUUCCAUCCAUUCCACAAGCAGUUAGGUGACUGAUGACAAAAUUAGGUUGUGUAUUGAAAGAAAAAAAUGCAUUUUUUUAUUUCUGUCUUUUUUCCAUCUUAUUACUAGGCUUUUUAGUAUGUAUUUUAUGAAAUUGACUAUUUUCACUUGUUUCUGUUUUUUCUGUUUGUGACUAUCCUGCGCCAGGGGUCUGGAACUUCUUGUUAAAGUUUGACUUUUCUGAUUUGCAGAACAGGUGGCCAAAUUAGUUAACCAAUACAGAGAGUGGUUUCUCUGUCACAGGGCGAUCGGGUUCAAGGGCUAACAUGUUCAAUGUGUGCUAUAUAAACCCAGACAGAAAAGGGUCUGACAUUUCUCAUUGCGUGGUACGUCUCUAUAAAUAGUUUCUCUCCAUUACAUAGCAACCAAAGACUUGAAAAAUUGGAUUUCUAAUAAAAAAACACAUGUAGAAGUUAAAAGAAGUAAUGUAAUAUCAACAAUCAAAUAAUUUAUAUUUUUCUGGAGGGGAAACUCUGCUUUUCACAUUUUAAAUGAAAUUCUUAAAUACUUGCUGUCUUAGAAAUGGAAAGAAGUUUGUUUAUAAAAUAAGAAAUACUAAACAUUAUACACAGACUUAUGAGAAUUAAUAUUUUAAGGCAAUUAUAUCUAUUAAUUUUUAUAUUGUCCAAAAAUUGCAUGCAUGCCCUUACUUUUUUAAAAGCUUUUCAAUUACCCUAUUUUAUUAUUCAGAUCUAUAUCAUAAUUCUUAUUUUUUAAAACUUCCCUGACUCAUCUAUGCAAUGCAACUGGUGGGGUGAUUCCGGAAAAUAAUGCCAAGAAGCGUCCCUUGGUUCAUCGCGGCAUAGAAAUAUACUCACCUCCUUAAUUCGAGACUUUUUUGUCAGUGUGACGUGACUUCAGCAAAAUGUCGCUCCCUCCGCGAUGUCUGGGAAGUGUGACUCCGCGGAUGACCACAAGGGGGCUUCCUUCUUGCAUUCCAUAAAUACCUCCAGAAAAUGAGAGCUCUUCAGUCCUUUUGGGCUUUACAGCAUUCCUCGUCCAUCUUAAGCUUCAGGUUAACUGUACUAAGCACUUCCUUUGUUAUUCCAGUAUCACUUUUUAUCUGCACCCGGUCUUAGGUUACUGAGCACUAGAAGAGAGACCUGCAAUUUAAGACGUCCAGGAGCAUUGAAUCACACCUUUUUGUAGAAGACAGUGAUGAAAUAAUUUACUGUAUUAUUCAUUGUUGUCAUUUAUAUAGCCCUUUUCCAUACCAAAGGAUCCCCAAGUGCAUCACUCAUAGGAGUGAGCCCACAGCCUCCACCACUAGUAAAGCUCCUAUCCUGCAUAAGAAAAUCUAUGUAGAUGUAUAUAAAAAGUUAUUUUCCUGUAAUAAUUAUUUUGCCUUUGUAAUUGAAGCUACCUCUUCAUUCCUAUAGGGGGAGUAAUUGCACCUUAUCAAAACUAUUGCACCACACAGCCUACAAAACAGCAUUUGAAUAUAUCCCACAAAUAAGACCAGUUUAGUUAUUUCUAGGUGUGGCAUCUUAGGAAAGAAACAUUAAAGUAGGUUACUGAUUUAUUUUCAUAGUAUUUCAGGUUUUUCAUGCUCACUGAAUCUUGAAGCCCUUUGAAUCUGUAACACAGAACUAAUGUAAACACCUGAACUCAAGCAAAUCUUUGCCUUAUCUUUGCCUUAUAUGAACGUUCCUGCUUUUUAAAAACAAUCACCCCUGUGUUUAUAAAAGAGCAGCAUGUGGCAUUUCUUUGUGGAAAUACAACAUUGUUUAAAAGGGAAUGUAUAUAAGUUAUUUAUAUAUCAAGCCUUAAAUAUUCCACUCUGCAGACUGUGCAGAGGAUGUGUUUGUAGAACAUUUUUUGAAGACGUUUUUAAAAAACUGAAAUGUUAAUGCACUGUUUUACUACCAAUAAUAACAUAGUCUUUAUACAAAGCACA
Lepisosteus oculatus (spotted gar) is the source of this 3877-nucleotide messenger RNA. It is a transcript of the gene mef2b, whose product is annotated as myocyte enhancer factor 2b. The record is from RefSeq and is a predicted model, not a curated record. Gene Ontology annotation, molecular function: protein dimerization activity; DNA-binding transcription factor activity, RNA polymerase II-specific; RNA polymerase II cis-regulatory region sequence-specific DNA binding. Lineage: Eukaryota; Metazoa; Chordata; Actinopteri; Semionotiformes; Lepisosteidae. Gene Ontology annotation, biological process: positive regulation of transcription by RNA polymerase II.